CAGAAAUGGCAGCUUGUCUAUGGAAAAAUUUGCUCCUGACUGCAAAAGAAAGGAUAAUACAACAGCAGAGGGUAUCACUAUAUGACUUGGCUCAUGGCUAUCAGGAAGAACUGAUAAAGAAGAAACUUCAGCAGUUUGGUGGUGGAUCCAUCAACCUUUCCAAAGAAGAGGAUGGCAUUGGAAUCCUGACCUUGAACAACCCAAGGCUAAUGAAUGCCUUCACAGGCACUAUGAUGAUAGAACUCCAGGAGAAGGUAACUGAAUUGGAAAACUGGAAGGAUGGCAAAGGCCUUAUCGUCUGUGGUGCAGGAAACACUUUUUGUUCAGGAUCUGAUUUGAAUGCUGUCAAAGCAACAUCCAACUCUGAGGAUGGGAUGAAUAUGUGCAUGUUUAUGCAAAAUACCUUAACCAGACUUAUGAGAUUGCCAUUGAUCAGUGUUGCACUAGUCCAAGGGAAAGCUCUUGGAGGAGGAGCAGAGCUUACCACAGCAUGUGAUUUCAGGGCAUAUCCAAAAUUGUGCAAAACUUGACUGCAAACUGCCUGAACCUGUAGACACUGAUGGCUUCAGCUUCCUGCCUCUUCCUGGAUGUCGU
Molecule: messenger RNA, 594 nt
Organism: Tinamus guttatus (white-throated tinamou)
Lineage: Eukaryota; Metazoa; Chordata; Aves; Tinamiformes; Tinamidae
Source: RefSeq, a predicted model, not a curated record